Corapipo altera (White-ruffed manakin) is the source of this 2224-nucleotide messenger RNA. Its product is annotated as homeobox protein vent1-like. The record is from RefSeq and is a predicted model, not a curated record. The transcript is spliced from 3 exons. Gene Ontology annotation, molecular function: DNA-binding transcription factor activity, RNA polymerase II-specific; RNA polymerase II cis-regulatory region sequence-specific DNA binding. Gene Ontology annotation, biological process: regulation of transcription by RNA polymerase II. Bases 1 to 756 code for a protein of 251 amino acids. NCBI's taxonomy places the organism in Eukaryota, Metazoa, Chordata, Aves, Passeriformes, Pipridae.
AUGACCAAGGCCCCUUUCUCCGUCGAAUGGUUGUCCCAGAGCAGCCAGGCUCUCAAGAGCCCCACCGAGGGCUCUCCGCAGCGAGCAUCCUCCGCGGGCCACCGGCCCGGCUCUGGCUCCAGUCCUGGCUCUGGCUCCAGCCCCGGCUCGAGCGAGCGGAGCCGGGAGCAGUCCGCCGGGCCGCGGGCCGGGAGAAGCGGCAGGAGCAGGGAGCGCGUGGCGGCCACUCCCGCUGCAGGAGCAGACGGGCGGCCGUCGGGAGCGGGGCAGCCCGUGCCUGAGGAGGGUCCCGAGGAGCCCGGCGGCCGCGGCGGGCGGCGGCUGCGCACGGCGUUCAGUGCCGAGCAGAUCAGCACCCUGGAGAGCUCCUUCCAGCGGCAGCAGUACCUGGGAGCCGCCGAGCGCCGGCAGCUGGCGGGCAGGAUGCGCCUCUCCGAGGUGCAGAUCAAGACUUGGUUUCAGAACCGCCGGAUGAAGCUCAAGCGGCAGCUGCAGGAGUUGAGGACGGAGGCUUUCUGCAGCCCCCCUCUCCCUUACGGACCUCAGGGCGGUGUGGUGCCCUUGCCUCUCACAUACGUGGCCCGACCACCACCUCUGCCCCGGCAAGGGGCCGCCUCUGAGGGCUUCACCUUGGCGGCCCUGCCAGCACCCGCCCUGGACCUCAACAGCGCCUGCAGAACACAACCAGUAGGCUUUUGGGCGGCACCCUGCUUUGUGGGGUACAGGGAUCCCAGAGCUUUCUUGCUGGGUGUCUGACCCUCUGAUAUGGACUAUGACUAAAGAGGAUUUGCACUACCGAUAGAUAUUUGGGCUGCCCUUGUCUGUAACUGCCUGGCGGAGUUAUGAUGCAGCACUGAACAAAACAUUUUACAAAGACAUGCUGGACAACCUGGACUACGGACUUCAGGCCUCUGCAUUUAUAGGCAACUAUAAAAUAGAAACAGAGUGGGACAAACACUAAUAUAAAUGGAAUCCUUUAAUAAACCUAUUUUUUUUCCAGCUUUCAUGUGAAUUCCUUCCACAGGGAUUGUAGAGCUAUUCAUUCUGCCCCCAAAGAAAGCUCCUCUCCAUUAAAGGAAGCACAGACUCCUCAUUAUCUAGAUUUGUUCUGCCCCUCUGCAAUUUACUGAGCACGAGUGCAAAAAAGUGCGAAUUUCCCCCUGCCUUCUAAAAUAAGUAUCCAACCCCUUCAGCUACUUCCUAGAUGGGAUUUUCUGUCAUGGGACUCUGCCUUUAACCAAAUAUGUGGAUACACCUGUUACUUAAUAUUGGGCUUGCUAUAGUAGUGGAACAGAUGUUUUUGUUGGAGACCCUUCAAAAACAUAUUUGUAGUAUCUUGAGAUGUAAAAAGUUGCUUUCUAAAUAAGUAUGAUAAUAUAUCUUCAUUCUUUCACGUGCAGCCUCAGUAGAUUAGUAAGAACAUCUUACCUAAACAGAUCAUGGAAAGGAUCUUGAAAUUUCUAAUCUACAAAAUAGCAUCUCAUCAUCUCACAUGCAGGUAAUGGGGUAUGAGGGUGAUGAUCAAAAGAAAUUUAACAUUCUAGUGCUGUUUUUCUGUAAGUGGUAGUAAAAUUCCUUCCCACUGUGUUGUGCACUUUUAAAAUUUGAAUAAUGUUCUAGUAAACUGAUGGUCAAAAUGGCCUGAUUUCAGGCCAGAGAAAGGGCUCUGAGAAGUGAUCCUUGACUCACGCAAGUUGACAUAAAUCUUUCAGUCAAUUGUCAACUAACAUGAAAAGAGCAAUAAAUAUUUCCACUUUAGAGGUGAUCUCAGGGAUUAUUGAAAUAUUUCCGGCACAUUUGUAAUCUGGGUUUCUGUAAUGAAUGGUCUGAAGGUUCUCUGUCAGUAUCCUUGAAAACGACUCUCUUCUUUUGUGUACAGGGGUCAAUCUGCCACUUGAGUACAUUUGUCUAGUAAAAAGCAACAUGUGCCGCUUCGGGCAGCGGGUUUUGCAGACACAUUUGGAAGUCUCAUUAAUUAUUUUGUAAUCCGUGCUGUAUUUUUCUAGCCUUUUGAGAUACUACUAUUUGUUUGCAAUUGAUUAAAAUUCCCAUUCAAUGGAGGCUUAUUUCUCGAAGUCAGGUAUUACUAAACUCUUAUUUAUUCGAAGAAAUCUCUCGGACUCCUUCAAAUGUCAUUAGGAAACUGGAAUGUCUCCAGAAAGCUCUGAAAUGGUGAAUAUUUUCCUCUUGCUCUAAAGCAAUGACGUUUAGAAUACCAAAAUAG